Messenger RNA from Kazachstania africana CBS 2517, 657 nucleotides. It is a transcript of the gene FAU1, whose product is annotated as 5-formyltetrahydrofolate cyclo-ligase. Gene Ontology annotation, molecular function: 5-formyltetrahydrofolate cyclo-ligase activity. The transcript has a single exon. Gene Ontology annotation, cellular component: mitochondrion. Gene Ontology annotation, biological process: tetrahydrofolate interconversion; folic acid-containing compound biosynthetic process. The coding region runs from base 1 to 657 and encodes 218 amino acids. The record is from RefSeq and is a predicted model, not a curated record. NCBI's taxonomy places the organism in Eukaryota, Fungi, Ascomycota, Saccharomycetes, Saccharomycetales, Saccharomycetaceae.
AUGAAGCAAGCGUUAAGAAAGAGCAUUGCAAAAACUUUAGAGACUAUUAACAAGUCAGAAGUUGAGGUACAGUCCAAACAUAUCACCAAUGCGCUAAAACCACUGAUCAAACCAAGCUAUUCAGUAGCUUGCUUUAUGAGUAUGGAUCAUGGUGAAGUGAACACUUUUGAGAUUCUCCAAUAUUUGUUCUCACAGGGUAACAAUGUGUAUCUUCCACGUUGUACUCACACUAGGAAAACAAGGCAUGUAACGUUGAGAGGUAAACAAGAGAGACAUCACCCCCAUUUAACUUUCCACAAAAUGCAGAACUUGGAGCAAGUUUGCAGUUUGAAACCGAGUGGCAAAUAUAAGCUUAGAGAACCCCCUGAAGAGGGCCCUGCGCCUUUGCCUGCAAAACUGGACAUUAUUCUUGUCCCUGGUGUUGCCUUCAAUGUUAAAGAUGGUGCAAGAUUGGGAUGGGGAGCAGGUUAUUACGAUGACUUUUUCAGAAGAUAUCAAUUGCACCAUAGGAGUGACACUCCAUUGCUUGUGGGAUUGGCUCUGAACCAACAAGUUGUAGAUCAUAUCCCUUUGGAACCUCACGAUUAUGUCAUGGACUGUAUUGCGUCCGGAGAUGGCAAACUUCAUUGGAUCCAUGAAGAUAAAUUGAAUAAAUAA